This is a messenger RNA of Epithele typhae, 351 nucleotides long. RefSeq lists its product as uncharacterized. Lineage: Eukaryota; Fungi; Basidiomycota; Agaricomycetes; Polyporales; Epitheliaceae. The transcript has 4 exons. The record is from RefSeq and is a predicted model, not a curated record. The coding region runs from base 1 to 351 and encodes 116 amino acids.
AUGCAGGGUCAAGUGCAAACUCAAGGCCUCAAGGAUCUCCCGACGCUCGCCUCGGGACAGCGCCUGCCGUGCUCCAACUGUAACGAGCACGGUCUUAACUACGUCGACGAGUUUGCCGAGGAAAAAGUCGUCGAGCUCAGACGGGGGCGCCGCCUCCAGAAAGUGGAGGCUGUGUACGGCAAGGUGUCCAAGGAAGAUGCGGACCUGCACACCGUCCCGCCCCAGAGACCCAUCCUGGAACCUACGGAGCGGUUCAACGGCACGUCGGACUGCCUCUUGUUUCCUGGCCAACUCAUUGUGCUUGUGCUCGUCGUCUGGGCUGCAAGCUACGGCCCUGAAGCAAUUCAGUAG